Phalacrocorax carbo (great cormorant) is the source of this 828-nucleotide messenger RNA. The record is from RefSeq and is a predicted model, not a curated record. Lineage: Eukaryota; Metazoa; Chordata; Aves; Suliformes; Phalacrocoracidae.
AUGGCGCAGAACCUGAAGGACCUGGCGGGGCGGCUGCCGGCAGGGCCGCGCGGCGUCGGUACCGCCCUCAAGCUGCUGCUGGGCGCCGGCGCCCUGGCCUACGGUGUCCGCGAGUCUGUCUUCAUCGUGGAAGGUGGGCAGCGGGCCAUCUUCUUCAACCGCAUCGGCGGCGUCCAGCAGGACACCAUCCUUGCCGAGGGGCUGCACUUCAGGAUCCCCUGGUUCCAGUACCCCAUCAUCUACGACAUUCGAGCCCGGCCGCGGAAGAUCUCCUCUCCCACCGGCUCCAAAGAUUUGCAGAUGGUGAACAUUUCCCUGCGUGUUCUCACACGCCCCAAUGCUGCAGAGCUGCCCAGCAUGUACCAGCGCCUGGGCCUGGACUACGAGGAGCGAGUCCUGCCUUCCAUCGUUAACGAAGUGCUUAAGAGUGUGGUAGCCAAGUUUAACGCUUCACAGCUCAUCACUCAGAGAGCCCAGGUGUCUCUGCUCAUCAGGCGAGAACUGACAGAGAGAGCCAAGGAUUUCAGCCUCAUCCUGGAUGAUGUGGCUAUCACAGAGCUUAGUUUCAGUCGUGAAUACACAGCAGCUGUGGAGGCUAAGCAAGUGGCCCAGCAGGAGGCACAGCGCGCACAGUUCCUGGUGGAGAAGGCCAAGCAGGAGCAGAAGCAGAAGAUUGUUCAGGCUGAAGGGGAAGCUACAGCUGCCAAGAUGAUAUCCUGCCUUGGGAAAUUUUGUGUGAUGUGGCUUAUUGCCAGCUCACAAAACCGUGUGUAUCUCACAGCAGAUAACUUGGUACUGAACCUGCAGGAUGAGGGCUUCACCAGGUAA